UGAGCCUGAACCAGUUUUCGGAUCUGAGCUUCGCCGAGUUUAAAAAGUUGUACCUGUGGAGAGAGCCGCAGAACUGCUCAGCCACGAAAGGGAACUUCGUGCGCAGCUCCGGGCCGUAUCCCGAUUCCAUCGACUGGAGGAAGAAGGGAAAUUACGUGACACCUGUGAAAAACCAGGGCGCCUGUGGGAGCUGCUGGACUUUUUCCACCACGGGGUGUUUGGAGUCUGCUAUUGCUAUUUCGACGGGAAAGCUCCUCUCUCUGGCGGAACAACAGUUAGUUGAUUGUGCCCAGGCUUUUAACAACCAUGGCUGCAGUGGGGGGCUGCCCAGCCAAGCCUUCGAAUACAUAUUGUAUAACAACGGGCUCAUGGGGGAGGACACGUACCCGUACCGGGGCAAGAACGGCACCUGCAAGUUCCAGCCAGAGAAGGCUGUUGCGUUUGUCAAGGAUGUUAUCAAUAUCACGCAGUAUGACGAGGACGGCAUGGUGGAAGCUGUGGGGAGGCACAACCCGGUGAGCUUUGCGUUUGAGGUGACGAGUAACUUCAUGCACUACAGAAAAGGAGUCUAUUCCAACCCACGAUGCGAGCACACUCCAGACAAGGUGAACCAUGCUGUCCUCGCUGUGGGGUACGGAGAAGAGGACGGGACUCCGUACUGGAUUGUGAAGAACUCCUGGGGCCCACGGUGGGGCAUGGACGGGUACUUCCUGAUUGAACGUGGCAAGAACAUGUGUGGUCUUGCGGCUUGUGCAUCUUACCCAGUUCCUCAGGUGUGA
Molecule: messenger RNA, 779 nt
Organism: Apaloderma vittatum (bar-tailed trogon)
Lineage: Eukaryota; Metazoa; Chordata; Aves; Trogoniformes; Trogonidae
Gene: CTSH
Product: cathepsin H
Exons: 9
Biological process (GO): immune response
Cellular component (GO): lysosome
Molecular function (GO): cysteine-type endopeptidase activity
Source: RefSeq, a predicted model, not a curated record